UCCCCACCCCAAUCCAGUGGCCCUCAACGACGCGAGCGCCGGCCGCAAUCUCCCGCCGCCGCCGCAGGCGAGGCGGGACAGGGCCGGCCGAGGUGGCACCACGGCAGAUGCAGUGCGAGGAACAGCGUCUUGAGCCCCGGCCGGCCGGACAUCGGCGUCUCCAAGACCAAGGGCCACAUCCUCGGCAUGUUCCCCUACCCCAGGUAUACUGUACCUGCAUCUGUCAUUCUCUCUCUCCACACCAAAUUUGUGCUCGAAUUCGUUCGAGUUGAUUGCGACUCUGCGGUUCUCGGGUACGUGAUACUGCAAUUUGUGGUCGUCCUGUUACUGUUAGGAUGCUGGGAGAUGGUGCACACAAUUCAGUAUACUUCAGUAUUCAAUCCGGUAUUAUCAUGUGGAGAGGAAUGUUUGGAACAUUUCAUUUCUUUUGAAUCUAUCAGCUGGUUCGUGUGGAGGAAGUUCGAUGAUGGGGAUAGCUGGAUACUGACUUUAAAAUGUUGUGGAUCAAUAAUUGAUUUUCCUGCAGCACGACAAAGAUGGACGGACAAGUCUUCGGCUUGCCCUGCUUCUUGUCCUUGAUGACUGAAUUGGCACUUUGGAGGGUCAACUACGUUGCACAAUAAUAGGGCACUUCCUGAACCGUACUGGAAUCCAGAAAAUUGGUUUCAAGAAACUGUAAAAUACACCGUCUACAACUACAAAUAUUUAUUAUUUGUUACUUGACGGUGGCAAAUAAAUGAUGGUAAGUGAGUAGCCAACAUGUCCCCUUUUGUACUGUUCAGUUCACUGAGUACUUCCAUGAUUGGGUGGAUUUGGGGGUACAGAAGCUGUAGGUUGUAUAACAAGCAGGAAUUGUAUUUGCACUUUGAUAGACUCAGUGGUAUAUGCACACGUUUUCUUUACCCACAUAAACCUCUCACAUAUUCCUUUUGUGCCCAGGCUAUUUUUCAAUCAUGGGGGGGCGUGAUCUAGAAGCAAGCUAACCAAGACGGCACUGAAGUCAAAGUCAAGUACAAGUGUCAGCUCCCCUACCCUUACUUCCACAUAUAUCUAAGCACGCACACACAAAUAUUUUAAUAAACACACUCCAUUAGGACAAGAAGAGAGACAUGGCUCCUCAAGUUUUUCGCACCCAAUCUCUGGUUCCUCCGUUGCACCAUGAACUCUUUCUUCUCUACACCAUCCUCAUAUUUCUGUCCUCCAACACAAUAGUAUUCACAUCAGCACAAGCUAGCAACAGAUCUGAGAGUGACCGGCAAGCCCUUCUCUGCUUCAAAUCUGGCAUCUCCAAGGGAUCUGCCCGUGUUCUUGGAUCAUGGCGCAAUGACUCGCUCAACUUCUGCGGCUGGCGAGGGGUCACCUGCAGCACCACCCUCCCAAUCCGCGUCGUGUCCCUCCAACUCAGGUCUACGCUGCUCACAGGAACACUAUCCAGUUGCAUGGCAGCCCUUAAUUCUCUAGUUCAGUUGGACCUUUGGAACAAUAAGUUAUCUGGAAGCGUACCUGAAGAGAUAGGUGAGCUUCGGAGCCUCCAAACCCUGAUGCUUGCUGGCAACAGGCUUUCAGGUAACAUCCCUCUGUCAUUAGGUACAGCUGCAUCUCUUAGAUCUGUCAACCUUGCAAACAAUUCUCUUAGCGGAGCUAUUCCUGAUUCCUUAGCAAAUAGUUCGUCACUUAGUGAGAUAAUCCUCUCACGUAAUAACUUAUCUGGGGGGAUCCCAGCCAAUUUGUUCAACUCAUCCAAACUUGCUGCUGUUGACCUCCGGUCGAAUGCUCUCUCUGGGGCUAUCCCACAUUUCCAAAAGACGUCAGCUCUGCAGUUUCUCGAUCUUACAGGGAAUUCACUUUCUGGCACCAUACCAGCAUCUUUAGGAAAUGCCUCAUCCUUGCGUUCACUCCUGCUAGCACAGAACAAGUUAGCAGGAUCAAUUCCGGAAACUAUCGGUCAAAUUCCAAAUCUAAAAAGGGUAGAUCUAAGUAAUAACAUGUUCUCGGGGUAUGUCCCAGCUACCUUGUACAAUGUGUCAUCACUCACAUUCUUUAGCCUAGGCAGCAACAAAUUUACUGGACAGCUACCUUAUGACAUUGGCCACUCACUUCCAAACCUCGAAACAUUAGCAAUGGGACUCAACAAAUUUCGUGGAUCAGUCCCGGAUUCCCUGACCAACAUGUCAAAGCUCCAAGUGCUUGAUAUUUCAAGCAACUUGCUUACUGGCGUAGUGCCAUCUCUAGGAUCCUUGGCAAACUUGAGUCAACUGCUUCUAGGAGAUAAUAAACUCGAAGCUGAUGACUGGGCCUUCCUUACCUCUCUGACCAAUUGCACUCAGUUGUUAAUAUUAUCAAUGGAUGGAAAUAUCCUGAAUGGAAGUUUGCCAAAAGCAGUAGGCAAACUUUCAACAAAGCUUCAGCGGUUAAGCUUUGGAAGAAACCAAAUUUCUGGAAACAUACCAGCUGAGAUAGGGAAGCUUGUAAGUCUCGCUCUGCUUGACAUGGGCCGGAACAUGCUCUCAGGACCAAUUCCCCUGACAGUUUGGAACUUGAGCAAUUUGGUUGUCCUAAAACUUUCCAUGAAUAGGUUGUCAGGUCAGAUUCCAUCAACAGUGGGUAAUCUUGUUCAACUCAGCCAGCUUCAUCUUGAUGAUAAUGAAUUGUCUGGAAACAUACCAGAAAAUAUAGGACAAUGCAAAAGGCUGCUUAUGCUAAACAUGUCAGUUAACCACCUUAAUGGAUCCAUACCAAGAGAACUCUUCAGUAUUUCCUCCCUUUCAUUGGGCUUGGACUUGUCAAACAACAACCUGACUGGGCCAAUACCAUGGGAAGUUAGUAACCUGAUCAAUCUUGGUCUCCUUGAUGUUUCCAACAACAGAUUAUCUGGUAGCCUUCCUUCUGAACUUGGCCUGUGUGUUCAACUGCUAUCCCUUCAGAUCAGAAGCAACAUGCUUAACGGGAGUAUUCCCGAGUCUUUCAGCAAACUGAAGGUCAUACAGCAGAUAGAUCUGUCCGAGAACAAUUUAACUGGUCAAGUUCCACAGUAUUUUGUGAACUUCAGCAGCUUAAAUUAUAUUAAUAUAUCAUACAAUAAAUUUGAAGGGCCAAUCCCGACUGGUGGCAUAUUUCGAAAUUCAGCUGCAGUAUUCCUGCAAGGCAACACAGGCUUAUGUGAAACAGCUGCUGCCAUAUUUGGAUUGCCCAUUUGCCCAACCUCCUCAGCAACAAGAAGGAAGAUCAACGCACGCCUGCUGCUGAUAAUAGCUCCACCAAUUACUAUUGCCGUGAUCUCAUUAUUAUGUGUUGUUGUCACUAUUACGAAGGGAACUAAAGCUCAACCAUCUGAAAGCUUCAAGGAGACAAUGAGGAGGGUGUCAUAUGGAGACAUCCUUAAAGCCACCAAUUGGUUUUCUCUGGUCAACCGGAUCAGUUCAAGUCAUACAGCAUCCGUCUACAUUGGCCGGUUUGAGUUCGAGACAGACCUAGUGGCCAUCAAGGUAUUCCAUCUCAGUGAGCAAGGUUCAAGAAAUAGCUUUUUCACUGAGUGCGAAGUGCUAAAACACACUCGCCACCGCAAUUUGGUUCAAGCUAUCACUCUGUGCUCAACGGUAGAUUUUGAGGGUGAAGAAUUAAAGGCCAUAGUAUAUGAGUUCAUGGCAAACGGUAGCCUGGACAUGUGGAUACACCCAAGGGUGGGUAGCUCAAGGAGGCUGCUGAGCUUGGGCCAGCGGAUAAGUAUUGCUGCUGAUGUGGCUUCUGCUCUGGACUAUAUGCACAACCAGCUGACACCUCCUUUGAUCCACUGCGAUUUGAAGCCUGGCAAUGUUCUGCUGGACUACGACAUGACCUCACGCAUCGGUGACUUCGGGUCCACCAAGUUUCUCUCUUCAAGUAGUGGCGGACCAGAAGGCUUGAUUGGCGUCGGAGGAACGAUUGGAUAUAUUGCACCUGAAUACGGGAUGGGAUGCAAAAUCUCAACAGCUGGUGAUGUGUAUGGUUUCGGGGUGCUGCUACUGGAGAUGCUCACGGCGAGGCGACCGACGGACGCGCUAUGUGGUAACGCUCUCAGCCUUCACAAGUAUGUUGACCUAGCUUUCCCCGACAGAAUUGCUGAGGUUCUAGAUCCCCAUAUGCCAUCUGAGGAGGACGAGGCGGCUGCAUCUCUACGUGUUCAGAAGUACAUUAUACCUCUGGUCAGCAUUGGCCUGAUGUGUACCAUGGAAUCGCCGAAAGAUAGACCAGGAAUGCAUGAUGUCUGUGCUAAAAUUGUUGCCAUAAAAGAGGCAUUUGUUGAGACCUUGUGAUCAUGGCAACUAAUGGGUUGGGCAGUAGCUGUUAAAGAUUAUGUAUACAUAAUUACAUAUUCAGAAGUACAGUACAGUUACUACACUACUGUGAUGCUUAUAUACAAAAUUACAGUAGCUGUACCACUUAUAGAACAAUCCCAUCAUUUUUUUUUUGUA
Molecule: messenger RNA, 4451 nt
Organism: Triticum dicoccoides
Lineage: Eukaryota; Viridiplantae; Streptophyta; Magnoliopsida; Poales; Poaceae
Product: probable LRR receptor-like serine/threonine-protein kinase At3g47570
Exons: 2
Coding region: 1110-4292 (1060 amino acids)
Biological process (GO): protein phosphorylation
Molecular function (GO): ATP binding; receptor serine/threonine kinase binding; protein kinase activity
Source: RefSeq, a predicted model, not a curated record